AUGGUAUCGAAAAUUGAAACAUCAGGUUUAUACUAUAAUAAAGAUGCAAUAUCAUGGAACUUAAUUGAUAACGAAGCAGAAGAGGCUGAACGGGAUGUUAUCAAUUUUCAUGAAACCUUAGAUGGAUAUAAACGUACACCUUUGACUGAAUUACCAAACAGCCAUGACUUUGGAGUAAAGAAGGUUUUUGUGAAGGAAGAGUCGUCUAGAUUUGGGCUUCCUUCGUUUAAAAUUUUAGGUGCUUCGUGGGCAAUUUACAAAAUGCUAGUCUCUGAAUUUAAUUUGCCCCGCAAUUCAUCAUUCACUACCUUAAAAAAUCAUAUAAGGAGUGAGAAUUUAAAUGAUGUGAUUUGCUUGGUUUGCGCCACAGAUGGUAACCACGGUAGGGCAGUUGCAAGGGUAGCAUUUUUAUUAGGUGUCAAAUCAGAGGUGUAUGUACCUUUCAAUGUCUUACCGUCCGAAUGCGAAAAGAUAAGGUCAGAAGGCGACACGAACCUCACAGAGAUAGGAGGGGACUACGAUGAAGCUGUUGAUAAAGCAUAUCAAUUUUCAUUCCAAGAUAAAAACAGAUAUUUUAUUCAGGAUACAGCGUUUGCGAAUUAUUCUACUAUACCAAAGAGUAUCGUAGAAGGAUAUAAUACACUACUCAAUGAAAUUGAUCUGGAAGUUGUUGGACAAACAGGAACCAAUCCAAGUCUAGUCGUAUGCGGUGCUGGCGUGGGUUCCUUUGCACAAGCAGUUGUAGCUCAUUACAGGGCAGGCUUUAGAAAAAACUCUGAAACUAAAGUAAUGAUUGUUGAGCCUAUGUUUUCUAGUUGCUGCAAUAAAUCUCUUACUUUAGGUUUGCCUUCAAAAUGUGAUGAGAUACAAACUACACCCACUAUUAUGGAUGGUUUAAACUGUCCUACAAUUUCUGAAUUGGCAUUUCCUAUUUUAAAACUGGGACUUUCUUUUUCUCUGCUAAUUGACGAUGUUGAAUGUCAUUCUGCUGUUGAAGAAUUAGCUCGUUUUGGUAUCGCAACGGGACCCUGUGGUGCAGCACCGUAUGCAGCCCUCAAGAAAUACAUUAAGGAAUUAAUUUCUGCUGGUCAUUUAAAGGAAACUGAUUCAAUUGUUCUCAUAUCUACUGAAUAUAGAAGACCAUAUAAUGUUCCUAUCUGA
Molecule: messenger RNA, 1161 nt
Organism: Debaryomyces fabryi
Lineage: Eukaryota; Fungi; Ascomycota; Pichiomycetes; Serinales; Debaryomycetaceae
Exons: 1
Coding region: 1-1161 (386 amino acids)
Source: RefSeq, a predicted model, not a curated record